AUGCUGAGACAAGUGCAGCUGCGUUGGAGCGGCCACCUGGUGCGCAUGGACGACGAGCGACUACCCAAACGACUCUUUUACGGAGACGUCGUGGCAGGUUCUCGCCGUCAAGGAGGCCAAAUUCGUCGAUACAAGGAUACCCUGACAUCCAUCCUGAAAUGUCUGCAAAUUAACCCGACCAACUGGGAAGAGCUGGUCCUCGACCGACCGACCUGGAGGAGGACAGUGAAGACAGGCGCUGCGAUCCAUGAAGCCAACCGCAUCGCCGUCGCCAAAGCGAAACGAGAAGCCCGCAAAUCACAGACGUGCCUAGUAGGCAACGCCGACGCACAACUGGUUCCAACGUGUCCUCGGUGUCAACGGACAUUCCGGGCGCAAAAUGGACUUAUUGGACACCUCCGGAUCAACUGCACCUCUGGGACCGCACCAACCGUCGUACCUCCGCCCGCCUCUUCCACAUCCUCUCCGCCGCCAACUAACCCUAACCACUCUUCUGAACCACCACUUCCAUUCUCCUCCUCCUCCUCCUCCGCUGCCCCAACGCCAGCCGUCACGCACAUCAACCACUCUGACACAACAACCGACACCACCCCCACCACCUCCGACUCCAGCGAUGAGGAUCAGGACUACACCUGCCCUCACUGCGACCGCACCUUCACCUCACACACAAGCCUGGUCGGUUACUUGCGAAUCCAUCGCACAGAGACUGGCGAAACAGUGCCUGGAGCACCAACCUACACCCACCGCACCCGCCUACACUGCCCACACUGCCCUCGCACAUUCACUCAUCGCAUGGGUCAUUUCGGCCACAUGCGCAUCCACGAGAGUGGAACUGACCGCAGUCCCGACUCAUCCAUCAUGCCAAACACCACUCCUACUUCAUCACCCUGCGCGCCCACCGCCCUUCCCGCAUCUGAAACCGACACCACCGACUUCACCUGCCCACACUGUCCGCGCACGUUCACCUCACGCAUCGGCCUGGUCGGUCACUUGGGAUUCCAUCGCACAGAGACUGGCGAACCAGUGCCUAUACCCACCACGCUCGACUCAACUGUCCACAUUGUCCUCGCACUUUCAGGCAUCGCAUGGGCCUAUUCGGCCACAUGCGCAUCCACGACGACCUGCGGUAGACAACCGCCGGCGACACCACACCACAAUAACCUCCCACCCUGCCUCCUCCUCCUCCUCCUCCUCCUCCUCCUCCUCCUCCUUCAACACCACCACCACCACCACCACACAUCAACACUCACCCACCGCCAGCACCCAUCUGCCAUCUUGCGCGCAAGUGGGAAGUGUGCAUCUCGACUCGGUCCCCUUGCGGCUCCGGCUGUACGGGUGACUUGA
This is a messenger RNA of Spirometra erinaceieuropaei, 1344 nucleotides long. NCBI's taxonomy places the organism in Eukaryota, Metazoa, Platyhelminthes, Cestoda, Diphyllobothriidea, Diphyllobothriidae. The record is from the annotation of a GenBank genome assembly.